Cololabis saira (Pacific saury) is the source of this 3743-nucleotide messenger RNA. RefSeq names its product transmembrane protein 175 (gene tmem175). The coding region runs from base 103 to 1632 and encodes 509 amino acids. Gene Ontology annotation, molecular function: potassium ion leak channel activity; proton channel activity. The transcript has 10 exons. The record is from RefSeq and is a predicted model, not a curated record. Lineage: Eukaryota; Metazoa; Chordata; Actinopteri; Beloniformes; Belonidae. Gene Ontology annotation, cellular component: endosome; lysosome.
CCCGCCCACAGUCAGCUGUUAUUCCGCCGCUAGUGAAGCAGCUCGGUCCUCGGCGUGGUUCCCACCACCUCUCCCUCUCCCACGGUCCCGUGGCUCCCCACGAUGGGAGAAAACGACGACAGCAACAUCAUCGAGCACCACGUCGAGGAGGAGAUGGAGAAGAGCCGCAGCGCGUCCCCGCGGUGCGCGUCCCCGCGCAGCAGCACCCAGUCCUCACACAGACUGCUGGCCUACAGCGAUGCCCUCAUCUCCAUCAUCGCCACAGUCAUGAUCUUACCUGUCGCUCACACCAAAGUGGAAGACAGCGAGGAGCUGAGGCAGAGCGUGCAGCUGCUGCUGACCACUAAGAUCGCCGUUUACUUGAUGACCUUCGUCAUUGUCACGGUCGCGUGGGCCGCUCACAUCAGGUUAUUUCAGGUGAUCGUGCGCAUCGACGACUGCCUGGCGCUGCUGAACCUCGCCUGCAUGAUGCUGAUAACCUUCCUGCCCUACACCUUUUCUCUGAUGGCCACCUUCCCCGAGAACAUCCUCGGCAUUUUACUGUUUUGUGGUUGUGUGAUGGUGAUGGGGAUCAUUCAGUCGGUGAUCGUGAUGUACGCCUUCAGCCGGCCCUUCCUGCUGAGCGAGCAGAUCCAGAUCUCAGAGAACCGGACCUACUACAAACGGCACAUCCUCAAAGUCAUCAUGAGGGUCCCCGUCAUGUGCUUCUUCGCCAGCAUCUUCUCCUUCAUCUUCUUCCAGCUGUCUUACGUCCUCCUGGCGGUCGUCAUUUUCCUGCCCUACAUGUCCCAGUGCCUGAAGUGGUGUCGCAGCAAAGCGAUAGGUCAGGUGGAGGAGACGCCGGACUCCAUGAUGUUCUACAGCUACCUGCCCAACGAGCCGCUCAGCAAGGAGCGAGUGGAGGCUUUCAGUGACGGGGUUUACGCCAUCGUGGCGACGCUGCUCAUCCUGGACAUAUGCGAGGACAACGUCCCCGACCCGGCGGUCGUGGAGAAGCAGUUUGGCGGGAGCCUGAUUGCGGCGCUGCAGGAGUACGGCCCCGAGUACCUCGCCUACUUCGGUUCCUUCGCCACCGUCGGACUCCUCUGGUUCGUCCAUCACUCCCUGUUCCUCCAGGUCACCAAGGCAACGCGCUUCAUGGGCCUGAUGAACACCUUUUCGCUGGCAUUCGUGGGAGGUUUACCUUUAGCCUACCAGCUAACUCACGAGUUCCCGCGUAACUCCCGGAACGAGUUGGAGGCCAUUCAGAUUAGCUGCGUGAUCAUCUUCUUCGCCGGCAUAUUUCAGCUCGCCAUUUGGGUGGUGGCUCUUUACAGCGAAAGGGAAACCCUGCACCCGUACGUGUGGUACGGCGGCCGAGAGCACGUGCUGAUGCUCGCCAAGCUCUCUCUGUACCCCUGCGUGGCGUUGGGGACGUUCUUCCUCACGUGUAUCCUGACCAAGUUCAGCGCCUCCAUCUUCCACCUGAUGGAGAUCACGGUGCCCGUCGCCUUCCUAGUGCUGAGGCUGCUGGUGCGCGUCGGGCUCGCGCUGCUCCGGCUCAUUUUCUGUCCCGACCGGCGCGAUCUGAGAACGAUGGUGGAGGAGGAAGGGGAUGAAACGAGCGUGUCAUUCAACGCCGUGGUCACCUAGAUGUGAUGGUUCCACAGUCACGUGAGAGACGAGACGACGCGGUGGGGCGUCACUGCCGGAAAGGUUGCUCCCCGAACGAGUUCAUGCCAAGAUCUGACCUGGUUGGGUUUAAAACGGCGCCGGAAGUGCUUUGCUCUCAAUGAAACUCAUUUUACAUCACGAGAUGGGAUUAAAUGCAGUCCGCCGCACUGAAGGUGGGAGAUGGAUCCCGUAGAAGCUGAGGAAUCUCAGCGGAGCAGCGAUUCAGGUAGCCAUUAUCCGUUUAUGUCCUUCCUAGUUUCAGUGAGUCCAAUAUAAGAAGUCUGGACGCGAUUUCUUACUGAAACAUGUUUUCACUGUUGUUUUGGUCAUAAAUGCACCGGAGAGGAUGUAAAAGCAAGAAGGUCCGAGUUUAAUCAUGAAGGUUGAGCACUUUAAACCCAGCAGCGAACACGUGACGCUAUUUAAUUCUUAGUUUCACUGUUUUUCCUCCAAUUUGCGUCCAAUACACACAGGAAUGUCCUUUCACCUCUUUAAAUGUCGUCUCAAGUCAAAAAAACUUUUAAAUCUGCAGAAGUAAAAAUAGAUCACAACCACAAACCCAAUAACAAUUCUCAAUUCUCAAAAUAAAUGUUCAUUUUGAGUUUUAUACCAACACCACCAUUCAAAAGAUUUGGGACGUGGGCGCGUUUACCUGCGUGUUGCAUCAUCUCUUUUCCUAACACAGUAGUCGGGUUGUUUUCCGGCUCCGUAAAUGUGAGGGUUCAGGUAAACGUGAGGGUACAGGUGUGCGGUUCGUAGCAAAGCCAUUUACCGUAUUUUCUGGACUAUAAGCCGCUACUUUUUUCAUAGGUUUUGAACCAUGCGGCUUAUACAAAGGUGCGGCUAUUCUGGGGAUUUUUCUUCCACCGCUCGGGGCGCUCUAACCGGAAUUAGAAUCAAAAGUAAGACAAAAUAAAUGCAAAGAAGAAUACGCUACUUCUUCUUUAGCAGAUAGAAGUAGGUAGAAGCAGAUUUCAAACAGAUGAAUAGAUAAAUACUGGUUAUUUUCUCUUGGUUCUGUCCAGUUUUAAUCAGCAAAGUUGCUGCCGUGUUAAAAGACACUGUUAGGAAAGGAUCUAUUUAGGUACAUACAUGUAUAUCAUUUACAGUUCAAAAUCCUUCUGUACAUCUAGUAAAUAUCUAAUUUAACAACAUAAAUAUCUGCGGCUUGCAUAUCUUUUUUUUUUAAAUAGAGCGGAUGCGGCUUAUAUACAGGUGCGGCUUAUAGUCCAGAAUAUAUGGUACUUUCUUGCGCUACGCUGCCUCCUUGUGGUCAAAUGUGGUAUUGCUACAUAGAGUGGCUUUAAAUAUGGGAUUAAAUCGAGAUUUGUUUUUUAUAAAUAAAAUACGUUUUUGUUUUAUAAGUUGUCUUUGAACUAUUUAAUUAAUCACUUAAGGUUUAAAUGAUAACAUGUUUUGCACAAAGCAACGACUGUUAAAUGUUUUUGAUUUUUCAAUGUUUUUCACGUCUGUUUCAGAUAAAUUGUGAUUUUCAGAUUUGAAUGAUGUUACUUGAAAAUAGUGUUUUAUGCCAGAAUCCUGGAGGCAGUGAUGGACCAGUUUUUAUGUUUUACAACCUUAGAAUAUACUCACGUCACGUGUAAGAAGCACUUUACUUGAAACCUGCCGGAUGGAGAAAAGGUUCCCGAUGAGAAAAGCUGUGAUUAAUAGUUUAGUUUUUUUAAGAUGAGCAACAGAAUGACGCAGCUGGAACUGAAUGUAGAUAUUUUGGACUCUGUUUUCUGUUGAAUUCACUGCUUUUGUUCAUUAUUCUUGUCUGUUUUGUUGUGGUUUUAUUCUUUUGUCCAUAUCUGUAAAGAGUAAUUAUGUUAGGACAUUUCUUUGAUUUUAACAGAGAAACGAGUCCCCCAGGUAUCCGUCCGACAGAAAACUCCUCAUUUGACCCCAUAAAAGCAGACGUUUAGCAUCUCCAACAAUGUGAUUUUCUUGUUUUUCCUCCAGCGAGGCGGGAAAUAUUUAGCUCGAUUGCAAACGCAGCAUCUGCUUGUUCACAUUGUGUAGAAAGUAAUUUUUAAAUGUCAGAACUGUCAAGCUUUGUUUUGUGAAUAAACCUGAACUGAAGUCCUUAA